Cyclopterus lumpus (lumpfish) is the source of this 2172-nucleotide messenger RNA. It is a transcript of the gene paf1, whose product is annotated as PAF1 homolog, Paf1/RNA polymerase II complex component. Gene Ontology annotation, cellular component: Cdc73/Paf1 complex. The transcript is spliced from 14 exons. The record is from RefSeq and is a predicted model, not a curated record. Gene Ontology annotation, biological process: transcription elongation by RNA polymerase II. Gene Ontology annotation, molecular function: chromatin binding; RNA polymerase II complex binding. NCBI's taxonomy places the organism in Eukaryota, Metazoa, Chordata, Actinopteri, Perciformes, Cyclopteridae. The coding region runs from base 207 to 1817 and encodes 536 amino acids.
AGAAGGAAAGUCAUUCCACCGCCGGGUCAUCAGCCUGUUCUGCCGGGGUCCAAAAUAAUGCCGUAUACAUUCUGAUUAAAGUAAGAUUUUAAUGGUUGUUUGUAGAUUUACGUGCAUCGAGGACUUCGUUAGCCAUCUGGCGUAUUAUUGUUGAUUAUUUGUGAAAACAAAUAAGUGUUUUCAGUUGAGAGCAGUUUGUCGUAAACAUGGCUCCAACGAUCCAGACACAGUCACAACGAGAAGACGGCCACAGCAGGCCAUCUUCUCAUAGGACUGUUCCAGAGAGGUCAGGGGUGGUCUGUCGAGUGAAAUACUGCAACAGCCUUCCUGACAUCCCCUUUGACCCCAAAUUCAUCACAUAUCCGUUUGAUCAGCACAGGUUUGUACAAUAUAAAGCCACUUCUCUCGAGAAGCAGCACAAACAUGAGCUCCUGACUGAGCCAGACCUUGGGGUCACCAUUGAUCUCAUCAACCCAGACACUUACCGCAUAGACCCAAAUGUACUGCUCGAUCCUGCUGAUGAAAAACUGUUGGAAGAGGACAUCCAGGCUCCAUCCAGUUCGAAGAGGUCACAGCAGCAUGCCAAGGUGGUCCCUUGGAUGAGAAAGACAGAAUAUAUUUCUACGGAGUUUAACAGAUACGGUGUUUCCAACGAGAAAGUGGAAGUCAAGAUUGGUGUGUCUGUCAAACAGCAGUUUACAGAAGAAGAAAUCUACAAGGACAGAGACAGCCAGAUUUCUGCGAUUGAGAAAACAUUUGAGGAUGCACAGAAAUCGAUUGCGCAGCACUACAGUAAACCCAGAGUUACUCCUGUGGAGGUACUACCUGUGUUCCCCGACUUCAAGAUGUGGAUCAACCCAUGUGCUCAGGUCAUCUUUGACUCUGAUCCUGCACCUAAAGACUUUUCAGGUCCAACAGGAGUGGACAUGAUGUCUCAGGCCAUGAUCAGGGGUAUGAUGGAUGAGGAAGGAAAUCAGUUUGUGGCUUACUUCCUGCCCCAUGAAGAAACAAUUCGCAAGCGCAAGAGAGACUCCGAUGAGGGGAUGGAUUAUAUGCCUGAGGACUUGUAUGAUUACAAGAUAGCCAGGGAGUACAACUGGAAUGUUAAGAACAAAGCCAGCAAGGGUUAUGAAGAGAACUACUUCUUCAUCUUCAGAGAUGGAGAUGGUGUUUACUACAAUGAGCUUGAGACCCGGGUGCGUCUGAGCAAGAGGAGAGCCAAGGCUGGAGCUCAGUCCACCACUAACGCAGUGCUGGUGUGUAAGCACAGAGACAUGAACGAGAAGGAACUCGAAGCCCAGGAUGCACGUAAAGCUCAGCUGGAGAACCAUGAGCCAGAAGAUGAAGAGGAAGACUUGGAUAAGGACUUGCGGGACUCUGGUGACGAUAAAGAGAAGGGCAGCGGCAGUGAGGCGGAGAACUCUGGCAGUGAAUCUGAGCGGGAAGAGGAAGAACCGGUACAAAAGGCAGAGGAGGGCGAAGAGGAGGCGGCGCCCCAAGAGAAGCGGAAGAGGAAGACAAGCGGCAGUGGAAGUGAGAGCGGCGAGGAGAGGACCAGAGAAAUGCGAGACGAGGAAGAGAUCUUCGGCAGCGACGAUGACAGUGAGGACCACGAGAACAACAAGAACUCAGCCAGGAGCAGUGGGGCGGAGGGCAGUGGGAGUGAGGAUGAAAGGGGGAACCGAGGGGGCAGCAGGAGUCGCAGUGCCUCUCCAGCACACAGCGACCGCAGCAGCGACCACUCUGAGACCCGGGCCCAGAGUGGGAGUGGAAGUGAGAGGGGCUCAGAUUCCAGUGAUGCCAGUGACAGUGAAUAGAAUCCGUUGUACGGACACCUUUCUUACCUUUAUGUUCAAACAUGGCAGUGCUGCUCUGUCACUGGCCUUAAUUUCACUUCAAUCUGGGGAUGUAGUUUCUUUAGGAUUGCAAAUAUCAAAUUACAUGUGUGGGAGAUGCUCAUUGGUUUUGGAUAGGGGACAGCUCUCUUCAAUCCAGUUUUUAAUUGUAGAUUAAACUUUCGCACCAAUAGCUAUUUGUCCACCAUUCCUACAAUUUUGUCUGUCAGGUAUUCCGUACAGGAUCAUGUAAAAAUGUCUUUGUUUUUUGACUUUGUGUUACGGCUUUAAAACCGAUAAUAAAAUAAAUGCAGGUGACUUUUUGUAAGAAACAGUG